AUGUCGCUGGUUUCGCACAUUCUGCGCCGUUCCAUCUCGCAAUCAAUUGCUCGUAAUGCUCAGGUCGGUGGACCGUCUGCCGUGGCCGGCCAUGAAGCCGGUGGCUACAAAGUGUGGAAGAAGCUGUCGUUCUUUGUGGCCAUGCCCGCUGUCGGCCUGUGCAUGCUGAACGCUUACCUGAAGCACCAGGAGGAGCACGGACAUCCGCAACCGGAGUUCGUCAAGUACGAGCAUCUGCGCAUCCGGAACAAGCGUUUCCCGUGGGGCGAGGGCAACAAGAGUCUGUUCCACAACCCGCACACCAACGCACUGCCAGACGGUUACGAGCAUUAG
Molecule: messenger RNA, 333 nt
Organism: Anopheles marshallii
Lineage: Eukaryota; Metazoa; Arthropoda; Insecta; Diptera; Culicidae
Gene: levy
Product: cytochrome c oxidase subunit 6A, mitochondrial
Exons: 2
Coding region: 1-333 (110 amino acids)
Biological process (GO): mitochondrial electron transport, cytochrome c to oxygen
Cellular component (GO): mitochondrial inner membrane
Molecular function (GO): enzyme regulator activity
Source: RefSeq, a predicted model, not a curated record